AAUUGCCUGUUCUCUCUAUCACUUCAUUAACAUUUCCGUCUGUCUACUGCUACACAUGACCCCUAAGCUCUCUCCAUCAUCAGGCUUUUCAAGUCCAGAGAUAUUCUAUGGCUGCAUCUUGCCGCUGUGCUUUUGUGAUAUUUGCUUACCACGGGGAAGACAUUAACAUUUGAUGUGGAUGGACACCAAUUAAUUUGAAGGGAAAGCAAUCCAUCUCACAUACAAAGAUAAGCUGAAGCUAGUUGCAUUUACCAAGCAAAUCACCGUUGGUAAAUUAGAUGCCUCAAAGUUACCUCCCCCUGGAUAUCUAGAUGUUGUUGGAAAUGAUAGGAGAAAAGAAUGGCAAGCAUUAGGAGAUUUGAGUAAAGAAGAUUGUAUGCUUCAGUUCUGUGAGUUGCUUGAGACUCGUUGCCCACAGCUACAGCCUUAUAUAGAAGCUCAUCGGAGAGAGAAAGAAGAGCAAGAGAGAAAAAGGAAAGAGGAGGAAGAGAGGAGAAAGCGUGAAGAAGAGGAGAGAGAAAGACAAAGGUUAGAAGAAGAAAGACAGAGGAAAGAAGAGGAGAUAAGACAAGCAGAAAAGCUUAAAGAAGAGCAACAAAGGUUACAAUUUAAAGAGUCUGUUUAUCAGCAGUUGGAACCCCAGCUUCGCCCACUAGCUGUCGAGCAAUAUCCACACAAUCCACAACAGCAACAAGUUUUCCUGCAACAACUUCAAGAGCACUAUUAUCAGCAGUACAUGCAACAGAUCCAACAAGCACAAUACCAGCAACAGCAGCAACAACAACAAUUACACAAUCAUACUGCCCCAUCAUUAACGAUGGAAAACCAAACAGAGGGAGCACCUCCACAAGAUGGGACAUCUCCUAACACACUAGCACAAGAUCUUAGCCACUUACAGCUGGGUGAUCAAGGUGAUGCUGCCCCUCCCAAUGGAGAUAUUAAUAAUAUUCCCCUCAACAGUGAUGAGGACCAAUAUCCAGUCAUCUGCAAGGCAUCAUGCUGGACACGUAAGAACAUCAAAGAAUUUAAGAAAGAGCUUGUAUCAGAGAAAGAGUCUGUAAUAAAGGUUGGACACGGUGAGACUGUGACUGUCAGAGUACCUACACAUCAAGAAGGAAAGUAUAUCUUCUGGGAGUUUGCAACAGAUAGCUAUGAUAUCGGAUUUGGUCUCUACUUUGAAUGGACGGAGGCUGAGAGUAAUGCAAUCAGUGUCCAUGUUAGUGAUUCUAGCGAGGAUGAAGAAGAGUUUGAAGAUGAAGAAGGAGGAGGAGGUAAGAGUGAUAUCGAGCGUGGAACGAAGGAUAGGGGGCCCCCUAUGGAUGAGAUCAUUCCAAUCUACAGACGAGACUGUCACCAAGAGGUGUAUGCUGGCAGUCAUAAGUACCCUGGUAGAGGUAUAUAUCUGCUUAAGUUUGACAACUCCUACUCACUCUUCAGAUCUAAAGUACUCUACUAUAGAGUGUAUUACACCAGAGAUACCCAGCCCGGUAGGACGCCCCCUGAUGCAGUUGAAACCUAGAUACACUAUCAACGUGGUCUCUAUCCUCUUGGUCUAACACACCAGUUUGUAAGACUCUACAUGGUCUUUCUUCAUUUUUCUACAACCAGGGCACUGUAGGUUUGUCAACAAUUACAAGUUGUCAUUAUCCAACUGUUACUAUGGUAACUGUGCUUGUCAGCGCUGACAACUCCAAUGAAACAUCCCCAGCUCAUCUAUUUAACAUUCUGUCUAAUUUCCUCUUGGCCUCAGAAAUAGUUUGUCAACUUUCCAGUUUGCCUAAUUUAAUGUAGUCUCAAUGUGCUUAAUUAUUUUUCUUUUGGGCUGUUAAGACAAAAUGGUAUAGACCAAGUGAGUAUUAGUUCAAGUGAUCUUCAGGCCUUCUGGUAAUUAGACCAAGUGCAAGUUAGACAAAAUGAAAUAUAGACCAAAAUGGUGUAGCCUGAAUGAAGACAACCUUUCUGGUAAUUAGACCAAGUGCCAGUUAGACAAAAUGAAAUAUAGACCAAAAGGGUGUAACCUGAAUGAAGAUAACCUUUCUGGUAAUUAGACCAAGUGCCAGUUAGACAAAAUGAAAUAUAACUUUGUGGUAAUUAGACCAGGUGGAUUUAGACCAAGUGUGUGUAAACUGAUAUACCCACACCUAACAAAUGUGUAAUAUGCUGGUUAUGUGUAUGAGAUAAUAACCCCUGCCACUCUAGUACACAUUGUCCUGUUUUGAAUGCAUUACUUGUAGGCCUCAUCCAUAUUAAAACCAGGUGCAUAUAUCUGCUAUAUGUUGCUGUUAUCAGGAGCAGUAUUCGAGAUCAGGUGACAGAAAUAUUUGUGUUGUGGAUUUUAAAGGUAGUGUCAUUCACUGAAAACAUCACAGCCAGUUAGCUUAUUUUUAAAAGCUAAUUUGUGACAAGUAAUUGCUAAAGUCAAUAUCAAUAUUAUAUUGAAGCUUAAUUGUUUCAGUGUGACUUUGAAUUAAGAUAUCUGAUUUGCAGACAAUUUGAUAUUUUUACACUUUCAUUUUUAAAAAAAACAAAAAUUUCAACCCUCCCCCUCUUCUCUCUAAUGAUUGCAACAUUUGCCACAAACACAUGGAUCCAGACUAAGAUUAUGUUAUAUUAAAAUGAAUGAUGCUCUACCUUUAAAAGAGAUCUCAUACAAUAAUGACCUGCAGAUGUUGAGAGAAAUUCUGAUCAGUGCGACCUUCCAUUUGCAAAUUUAAAGAGAUUUACAGAGUUUGUAUUCUCUUUCUAUCUACUGCAGCUAUGUAUGAAAACAGAAGAGUGGUGUGCUUUCAAGGCAGGGCAAAUACAAGGGGAGGAGAAAUGAUAUAGUGAAAAUUAUAUAGAUCUAUAUUUAUAUUUUGAUUGUUGUUGAUGUUGAAGUUAUGUAUGAUUAUGUAGUUUUAGGUAAAAGGAUAUAAGCAAUGUAACCAAUUAAAAACAACCGUUGAUAUGAAAAAAAAUACAUAGAAAUUUUUAACAUUGGUUUGUAAUGAAUUCAUUUGAAAUAAAAAUUUUCCUUUUAGGAAAGUUUACUGAAGAGGCUUGUACACCAUUGCCACUUUUCACAAUGGACAAAUUAAUUAAAUGAGACAAUAAAGAUUUGAGAGUAGCAGGAUAUUAACAUAAUUUUUCUUAAAAUCUUUUAAUACUGUCUAGUUACAAAAGUUGCCAAGAAUGUUAGAAAUUUAGGAUAAGGAAAUUUAAGUUUUCAUCAAGGUGAUAGUUUUCUUUAAAAAUAAUGAUACUGAAAUAGUUAUCAGUUAGUGUGAAUUUUGGAGGAGGUGUCAAAUUAUUUUGCCAAUCUGAUUGGGUUUGGAAAGCAUGAUAAAUUUUGACCAAAAUUACAUGCUUAACAAUCAGUUUGUAUUUUUUAAUUGAGUUUAUCCAAGUUAAUAUUUUGUAAGUUGUCAAUGUCAGUUAUAUUCCCCUUUUUUCAUGUCAGAAAUGGGUGUAAAAAUGUUGCUCCAUAGCAUAUGUUCCAAAUAAUGCAUAGCAUCAUUCCUGUCUGUUGGCAUGGAGAGUUGAAUGGAUCAACUGCAUUUGACAAGUAAAUAAGUAUUAUUCUUACUGGUUAAGGUUUAUAAAGUAGACCGUUUUUAUCAAAUUGAACAUUCUAUUGGUGCUUACCCACAAUGAUGGUUAAAAGCUUUCACUAUGAUGUGUAAUAGCAACUAAUUUUUCAUGGUAUUAGACCUGUAUGCUAUCAUGCUAAGCACAUAUCAUAUCACUUAAUGAUACUGUUCACUGUACCUACAGUAUUGACCCAUUGCUGUGUAGUCAUUAAUAUAUUUGUGCUUGUAAUACAGGCUCUACCAUAACAAUUUAACAAUGAAUAAGAACAGCAUUUUUUUUUUUUGUUAAGGAUUAAAUGUUGUUGGUUCAUACAUGAAAAUAUAUAUGUUUUAACCCAUGCAGGGUAAUUAAAAGGAGUUUUCUGACUAGUGUUUCAGAGCAAAGACUAUUUUUGAUUGCCAAAACUGAGCGGGUAAAAACUUCAAAUUGUUUUCAUUAUUGAGUUUUUUUAUCCCCUUACAUUCAGUUAUGAAAAUAACACAGAAUUGUUGAUAAAACGUCAUUUUAACAAGCCAUUGAAAAUUGACCGGCACAUGCUUGAUCAUUCUUCCUUCUCUAUAUCAAAUAUUGGUGCAGAACAUUAAAGCUCAUAUCAUUCUGAAAAUGUCUUUUUAGCUAUUUCAAAAUUUGCUUGCUCAACCAGGCAAGUACCUCAAUCAAACAAAAAGCCUUUUGAUUUUGCUUUUGAAUUCCAAGAACAAUAGUUUAGUGUAUACAAGACCAUAAAAACAUAACAAAUCAUUUACUUUUCUUGUGCUGUUUUUAUAAUUUGGUUUAGUUAUAUUCUGCAUAGUGGAUAUUGGUUUCUUUUGCAACUUCAGUGUGAUUUUCUAUGAAAUAACUAGGAUAGUAAUAACUUGCAAUAAAUGAAGUUAUUGGUAUCGCAAAUGAUAUCUUGCUUUCAAGGAAUCAAGUUUUACAUUUCCCUCCUCCUUUCAAAGAUAUGUGAAAUGAAAUGAUGGAAGCUAAUUUUGUUUCUGAAAACAUGAAAAUCAAUUGAAACAAUUCACAAUGCUAAUAUGAUUCAAAUUGGAGAGAAAAUGUUUAAGAUGUUUCUAAAGAUUAAUAGUGGAAUUGCGCCUUUGAUUUAUACUCUGUAUUUUGCUCUGAAUUUUGUUAUGUUUUCAUUAAAAGAAACUUGAUGUUUUGUAAUUAUAUCAGUUCAAGCUGGUCGAGUGUGUGAAUCAUUUGGAAAUGAUAAAAAAUAUCUUUAAAUUUUUUUUUUAAACCUUCAAGAUAGUGACUAUUAGUUUCUCUGUGUACAUUGGUGUACAUUUGCUCUAUAUGCUUGAAUUCCAUUCACAAUGAUCGUACAUAAGCAGUGUCAAAUCAAGAAUCAUUAUUGUAGCUUUGUGCAUGUAGCAUAUUGUUAAUGCAAUGUGUGCAUAUUCAAUCAAAAUUAUAUUCAACUAUUAGUUUGUUUCAUACCUGUCUUAUUUAUUACUUCAAUCUCGCUAUGGUUUGUGCUUUGAUGAUAAGAACAGUUUUGCUUUGUAGGCCUACAUUAAAUUAUCUUUAUUGAGUCACUUCUAUCCAUCUGAGCUAUACAAAAAUAUACCAUCAACCCUUUUCUUCUGUUUUCUCACAUCAAAAAUUCACAAUAAACAUUCACAAUAAACACUGGGAAGGAGCAAAAAUCUAAAAUAAUCCCCAAAAUGUUUUCAUGAUUAUUUUCCACAUCAGAUCGUGGUCAUCUUCAAUGAAGGUGAUCUUCUUAGUUUUAAUUUCUAUGGCAAUUGACCUAAUGAUUGAUAUAAUUGACACUAUUGAGAUAAUAACGGAAAACUAUAUUAGUUUAAUGAAAGCAUGGGCAUAUAUUGACCAUGAAAACUUGUAAAGUAAUUGUUGUCCUAAAGAUAUAUCUUACUACCCUAUUAUUAAUGUCUCUCACAACAACCAUUAUUUAAAUCAUAAAUGAUCCAUCUGUAAAAGUAAGGGUACUUGAAUAUCCAGUCAAUUUUCAUUUCAUUGCUUUCAUUUUUUCCUGUUAUUCAUUCUGUCACAAUCUUUUUUGUCACACCCAAAAGAGAUUUGCAUUUAUAAUUUAUGAUUUAUUUGUGUCUAGUUUUCAUUUCAUUAUUGUCUUGAUAUUGGUUAUUUCAUUUUAGUGUGUAAUAUUCUGGAACAUGUUACAUUGAUCACAUAGUGAUAGUAACAUAAAUACUAGAAAGAGAAAUGCUAUUGAUACACCUGUAAAUUGUAUACAUUGUAUGAUUAAAAGCUGGUCAUUGUAAAAACA
Molecule: messenger RNA, 5809 nt
Organism: Lytechinus variegatus (green sea urchin)
Lineage: Eukaryota; Metazoa; Echinodermata; Echinoidea; Temnopleuroida; Toxopneustidae
Gene: acbd3
Product: Golgi resident protein GCP60-like
Exons: 9
Coding region: 377-1519 (380 amino acids)
Cellular component (GO): Golgi membrane
Molecular function (GO): fatty-acyl-CoA binding
Source: RefSeq, a predicted model, not a curated record